CCCCAUUCGACCCAUACUUUGCAGCCACUGGAUGUUGUUAUGUUCAAGCCUCUGUCAACAAACUACACCAAAGAGCUCACCGAGUUUAUGGAUAAGUGUCAAGGGCUAUCAUCUAUCACCAAGUGUGACUUCUUUAAGCUCUUCUUUAAUGCCUGGAACAUCUCCUUCAAGGCAGAAACAAUAGUCAAAGCCUUCAAAGCCACCGGUAUUGUACCUCUCGAUCCAAAUAUCAUACUGCAACGAUUCAACACCAAGCAGCUCUCUCGACCCUCUACCAGUGACAGCUCAACCUCCGUGCUUAGUGCUUCAGAUUGGCAAAAGGUUGAGUGGUUGCUGAGGCAGGUAGUGAGUGAUAUAUAUGACAAUCAAGCUAAGAAGCUCAGCCAAAUGAUCCACACCAUCUCAGUGCAAAAAUCACUACUUCAACAUGAAAAUAAGCGGCUCAAAGAAGCUCUCAUCAAUGAGAAGAAGCGACAGCAGCGUAGUAAGCCCUUGCUGCUUCAAACUCCCGAUAAGUAUCACGGUGGCAUCAUGUUUUGGUCUCCAUCUAAAAUUCAAGACACCCACCUUCGUCAACACCAGAAAGAACUCGAGGAGAUGGAGAUACAACAACAAAAAAAUGAAGCAAUCAAGCUCCGUGAUGAGCAGAAGAAGAAUAAAGCUGCCUUGCUUGAAGAGAGGUGUCAUAUGAGGAAUGCAGCAAAGGAGAUGAAGGAUCGGGAAAAGGCCAUAAAGGCCGCUGCACACGAGGAGGAAAAGCUCGCUUGCCAGGCCAAGAAACAACUCCAAAAUGACAUAAAGUUAUCACAAAAAGGUAAUCGUCAAAGGCUCGAGCCUCAGUCAGCAGCUGCUCCCGCCGGUGUUGCUGUAGAUGAGGUAGUUGCCACAGGUGCUGCCAUCCCAUGUCCUCAACCUCAGUCCCGCCGCGAGCGCAACAUCAAUCUGCCGAAACGAUUCCAAUAGCGCAAAAUAAUGGAUGUACUAUAUAGACUACUCUUCCAAAAAGUUGUACAAUAAUAGCUCUUGUAUAAGGCUUAAUACCCUCGAGUUUGUAGAGGAUAGAUAGUGCCAAGCGUGCAUUACACGAGGUCGUGCACGGGCUGAUAAAACA
Molecule: messenger RNA, 1111 nt
Organism: Westerdykella ornata
Lineage: Eukaryota; Fungi; Ascomycota; Dothideomycetes; Pleosporales; Sporormiaceae
Exons: 1
Coding region: 40-963 (307 amino acids)
Source: RefSeq, a predicted model, not a curated record